Molecule: messenger RNA, 2040 nt
Organism: Lachnellula hyalina
Lineage: Eukaryota; Fungi; Ascomycota; Leotiomycetes; Helotiales; Lachnaceae
Gene: cwf19
Product: Pre-mRNA-splicing factor
Exons: 1
Coding region: 1-2040 (679 amino acids)
Biological process (GO): mRNA splicing, via spliceosome
Cellular component (GO): post-mRNA release spliceosomal complex
Source: RefSeq, a predicted model, not a curated record
AUGGACGGCCUCGACGGUUUCGAAAAGGCAUUGGCAGAGGAGAAGAAGGCGAGGGAACGAGAGGAGAAUGCAAGCAGCAGGGAAAAGAGUAAACAUAAGCAUCGUCACCAAUCGAAACAUCACAGAGACGACUCGGACGCAGAUAAACGCAGAUCGAAGCACCACAAGCCCAGAGAGGACGGCCACGAGCGUGAUGACCACAGACAUAAACGAUCGAGACAUUCUCGUGGGGGCGAGGAGAACAGUCACCGAAGAAGCAAGCAUGAGAAGACUUCUGACUCGCACGAGGAUUUACUAGUACCAGACGGUGAAGAGCCGUCGACGACUCCUAAGCUUACUCGCGAUUCUUGGAUGACCGAUCCUUCGGCUUUGGAAUUCGAUUACACCCAGAAAGGCGUCAAAAAGGUCGAGAAGAAGCCAACCCCAAAGCCAGAUUACGAUUUGAAGAUUCACAGGAACGAGUUGAAUGUUCAUUUACAAGAGUUGGCGGAUGGCAAGAAUUUGGAGGAUUUAGAUACGGAGCAUGAUGUUGAAUACACAUUUGGUGAUUUAGGAGCUCAAUGGCGUAUGACGAAGCUUAAGGCUGUUUAUACACAAGCUGAGCAGAGUGGACGAUCUGUGGAUGAGAUUGCCAUCGAGCGAUUUGGGGGUCUACAGGAGUUUGAUGAUGCACGAGAAGAGCAGACGGAAUUGGAUCGUAGGCAACUCUAUGGGGAGGGUUAUGUGGGAAAGGAGAAACCUAGCGGAGAGCUGUUCCAGGAAAGGAAAAUGGCAUUGGGUAUCAGAAGAGGUCCGGAUGAAUCACGUGAAAAUGAGCUUCCCCAAGGAGAGAUUGUGGAGGAAAAGCCUGUGCAAUCAGCUAUCCAGCUGGAUUCUACUGCUUUGAAUCGGAUGAAGGCACAGGUGAUGAAGGCCAAAUUGAAGAAUUCUCCAGAUGCAGCACAGCUAGAAGCCGAGUACAACGAGGCUAUGGCAAGCUUUUCGAAUAACCCUACGCCUGGUGUAAUAGUCCUAGGAAAGAUGGAGAAUCGAAUGUUAGCGGGCACUCGUGGAGAAGUGAAAUCUAUCGAUAACAAGCGGGGCCGUGAAAGAGGACUGGUUGAGGAGAAUGAAGAUAUGAGCAUUGAAGACAUGGUUCGAGAAGAAAAGAGAACCAGAGGACAGGCUGGUGGUGAUGGAAUGAGAGCUGCCGAACGUAUUUCAAAAGACGCUAAGUUCGAUACUGAUCUUGAUUACAUGGAUGACAACGCAAACAAACUUGCAAAGCGAGUCCAAAAGUCCGAGAUCAAUUUGAAGAAUGCGGCUAUUGGCGACUUCCAGAAGAUGAAUCGGAUCCUUGAUUCCUGCCAGCUUUGCCAUCAAGAAGACAAGGGCCAACCUCCUGUUGCACCUCUGAUAUCACUGGGCACACGAGUCUACCUAACUUUGCCGACAGAGCCGGAAUUGGGUGAAGGUGGUGCAGUCAUCGUCCCGAUCCAACACAGGACGAAUCUUCUGGAGUGCGAUGACGAUGAAUGGGAGGAGAUCCGAAAUUUCAUGAAGUGCUUGACACGGAUGUAUCAUGACCAGGGUCGCGAUGUUGUGUUCUAUGAAAACGCUGCCACCCCGCAGAAAAAAAUGCACGCCGCCAUGCAAGUUGUGCCCUUACCAUAUAGCCUGGGCGAGACUGCCCCAGCGUUCUUCAAAGAAGCGAUUCUAUCUUCCGACGAGGAAUGGACACAGCAUAAGAAACUGAUAGAUACGGCAGCACGAGCACGAGACGGUUUUGGCAAAUUAGCGUUCCGUCGGUCAAUCGCCAAGGAAAUGCCUUAUUUCCAUGCUUGGUUUGAUCUUGAUGGUGGAUUAGGGCAUAUUGUUGAAGACUCGAACCGAUGGCCGCGGGGAGAUUUGUUCGCAAGAGAAAUCAUUGGCGGAAUGCUAGAUAUUGAGCCUGAUGUUAUAAAGAGACAGGGACGAUGGAGCCGAGGAGAUAAACGAAUCGAUGGGUUCAAGAAGCGAUGGAAAAAGUUCGAUUGGACCAGAGUACUCACAGAGGGCUAG